GUUAGAGUUCCUAUUGGAAAUUCGUGUUGGAGCUGCCAGCUGGGAUGCUAGAUGAUGAAAAAGGUGAUUUUGUUGGCACCGCAGUUCGUGAGGUGGAAGAGGAAACUGGUAUAAAGUUGAACCUAGAAGACAUGGUUGACCUUACUGCACUGCUGGACCCUGCUACUGGAGGUCGAAUGCUACCAUCACCGGGUGGCUGUGACGAGGAGAUCGGCCUGUUCCUGUACAGGGGCCGCGUGGACGAGGAGACCAUAAGAUCGCUCCAGGGGAAGGAGACCGGGCUGCGCGACCACGGCGAGCUAAUCAAGCUGCGCGUGGUCCCGUACGGCCAGCUCUGGCGGUCGACCGCGGAUGCCAAGGCGCUCUGCGCCAUAGCCCUGUACGAGAUGGCCAAGAGGGAAGGCCUGCUGCCGCCGCCGUCCCCACCUUCGGCGAACCUAUGAGACCUGCUGGAUGGCGUUGUGGUCCGUGCACGCAGCACGCUUUUAAGAAAAUGUGAUGGCACGCACUUCCUUCCCUGGGAAAUGAAAGGAACGGCACCUGUGUAGUCUCAAUGUUUCCUACAUUUUGGAAGAGUGUUGAGGAAAUAAAGGUGCAAGUUCGUGUGUGA
Setaria italica (foxtail millet) is the source of this 610-nucleotide messenger RNA. RefSeq names its product nudix hydrolase 14, chloroplastic. Gene Ontology annotation, biological process: ribose phosphate metabolic process; nucleoside phosphate metabolic process. The record is from RefSeq and is a predicted model, not a curated record. Lineage: Eukaryota; Viridiplantae; Streptophyta; Magnoliopsida; Poales; Poaceae. Gene Ontology annotation, molecular function: ADP-glucose pyrophosphatase activity; ADP-ribose pyrophosphatase activity.